This is a messenger RNA of Cotesia congregata, 474 nucleotides long. The record is from the annotation of a GenBank genome assembly. NCBI's taxonomy places the organism in Eukaryota, Metazoa, Arthropoda, Insecta, Hymenoptera, Braconidae.
AUGACAGAAUUUGUCAUAAACCAUCAAAUUGAUAUAGCAUUGAUUUCCGAAACAAAGCUACACUCUAAACAUAGACUGAGUUUCAAUGAUCACAGAUUGAUCGGAACUAACAUACCCAAUGCCAAAAAUGGAGGAGGCACUGCUAUAUUAAUAAACAAAAAAUUUGAUUUUACUCCAAUAACAUAUCCAAACUCAUUAACCAACAAAGUAAUAGAAUACACCGCCAUCAAGCUCAAUGUUAAAAAUAAGAAAACCUUUCUCAUAUUCAGCAUUUACGCUGCAUAUAGUAAAACUAAUAAUCACGGUAUCUUACUAAACCGAUGGGAAGAGAAAAACAAUAUAACUCACAAAACUACACUACAUAAUCCUAAAAGACCUACAUAUCCCAGCGCUGGUUCAUACCUCGAUCAUUGCUUGGCAGACACCCGGAUUCAACUUAAAGAUCUACGUCCUAAUAGGAAACUCGUCAAUUAG